Messenger RNA from Salvia miltiorrhiza (redroot sage), 2012 nucleotides. Its product is annotated as xyloglucan galactosyltransferase XLT2-like. Bases 314 to 1792 code for a protein of 492 amino acids. The record is from RefSeq and is a predicted model, not a curated record. The transcript has a single exon. Gene Ontology annotation, biological process: xyloglucan biosynthetic process. Gene Ontology annotation, molecular function: galactosyltransferase activity. Lineage: Eukaryota; Viridiplantae; Streptophyta; Magnoliopsida; Lamiales; Lamiaceae.
CAAUGAUGUCAUUAAAUUAAUUCAAGUAGACGGUAAUUGCAAUAUGCAAUUAAUUAGCAGCAUAAAGUUUAGUCAAUAGUUGAAAGAAUCCAAAUAUAGUGACACAAUAAACAAGGUUUAGGACAUAUAAUAAAGUUUAGAAAAGCAAGCAGAGAAUGUGGACGCAUAAAUAGAUGUCGGUUUGCGAUAACCCAAAGUCGCACGCGUCCACACAACAUUAGAUCAUCAAAAAUCAUAACCUUCAAUUCCUCGAACUAACAAAAUCAUCCCCUCCGCCGCAACCGACGCACCUCUUCCGCCGCCGCCGCAUCAGAUGCUUCCCGCCUCCGACUCACCUCCGCUCUACUCAAAACCCAAAACCCCCGACAUUUUGGACCACCGUAAAGUUUCCUACCUAGCCUCCCUGAAACCCUACUUCUCCCUCCACCACCGCCGCACAUGGUUCUUUCUCGCCGUCCUCCUCCUCCAGCUCCUCCUCCUCCUCUCCGCACCUUCCCUCCCCUUCUCACUCUCCCCCCGCUCCUCCCCGGCCCUCAAUUCCGCUAACUCCACUUCCGCCGACACAAUUCUUGAUUCUUCGGCGAUCUGCCCGCACGGAAAAGUCUAUGUCUACGACCUCCCUCCGCAAUUCAACACCGAAAUCGUGAAAAAUUGCGACGACAUAAACCCCUGGUCGUCCCGAUGCGACGCCCUCUCCAACUCGGGCUUCGGCAUAUCCGCCGCCGGCGGAAUUUCAAGAAUUGUGCCGGGAGACGUGAGCGGCGCGUGGUUCUGGACCGACCAAUUCUCCCUGGAGCUCAUCUACCACAACCGGAUGCUCAAUUACCGGUGCAGGACGGCGGAGCCCGAAUCCGCCAGAGCGUUCUAUAUCCCAUACUACAUCGGGCUCGCAAUUGAAAAGUCUCUGUUCAACAAGACCUCGACGACGGCGGAGCGCGACCGGCACUGCAAUAUGAUGCUGGAUUGGGUGGGCGAUCAGGCGUUCUUCAAGAAAUCCGGCGGGUGGGACCACUUCAUCACGAUCGGCCGCAUCUCGUGGGACUUCCGGCGCUCUCGGCAGAGCAGUUGGGGCUCCAGCUGCUUCUACAAGCCGCAGAUGCGUAACAUCACGCGCCUCCUCAUCGAGAAGAACCCCUGGGACUACUUCGACGUCGCCGUGCCGUACCCGACCGGUUUCCACCCCGGUUCGGCCGCCCACGUCUGGGCCUGGCAGGACUUGGUCCGCAGCCGCCAGCGCCGCACGCUCUUCUCCUUCGCCGGAGCCACGCGGGGGUUCAUCAAGAACGAUUUCCGGGGGAUCCUGCUGAACCAGUGCUACUCCGAACCGGGUUCGUGCCGGGUCGUCGACUGCGGCGGUUCCAAGUGCGCCAACGGCAGCUCCGCCAUAUUGGAGGCGUUUCUCGACUCGGAUUUCUGCUUGCAGCCCAGAGGAGAUAGCUUCACUCGGCGGUCGAUCUUCGACUGCAUGCUGGCCGGUUCGAUCCCGGUUUUUUUCUGGUACCGAACCGCCUACUUGCAGUACAAGUGGUUCUUGCCGGCUGAACCGGAAACUUACUCGGUUUUCAUUCACCGAAAUGAGGUAAAAAAUGGGACAUCCAUUGUCGAGGUACUUAAUAAGAUUAGUAAAGAAAAGGUGAAAGAAAUGAGGGAAAAAGUGAUUGAAUAUAUUCCGAAAAUUGUAUAUGCGAAUAAUAAUAAAGGUUUGGAGGGUAUGAAUGAUGCAUUUGAUGUGGCUUUGGAAGGGGUUUUGAGCAGAGUGAAGGAGCAAGCACAAGGGUACAAAUGGAAAUGAAAAGAAAGUAUUUAUUUAUUAUUGAUAGAGGCUACAAUGAUUUUUUGUAAUUUAUAUUAUUAUACUCUAGGUUAGAGGGGGGAAUUCGAAGGUUGGUGGAGUUGAUUGUGUAUAGCAGUGUAAUAUUUUUGUAUCACUGCAUAAUGAUACGAUUAUAUUUAGAAUAAGAAUUGUAGUUUGGAAUUAUUUAUAUAAUAAUCCGCGUGUGUGUUUUAUGGAA